GCGCGCAGCGGGGCAGUCGGGGCCGGGGGGACUGGAGGCCGCCAUCACCGCACCCAUCUCCGCUCACUCACGCACGGCCUCCGCCGGUUUGGGCCUCACCCCCUCCUCCCCGACCGACAGCCCGACGGCCCUCCCGAGGCCCGGAACAAGACCGCUCAACGUGAAGGAUAAUAGCCUACCGGUACCAGCACUUUGAAUGAAAUUUUGUUCCUCCGCCACAGACUCAACCCGGUCUCGUUUCUGGAGAGGGUGGGCCGGGGGGGAGGGGUUUGAAACCCACACUGAACCUUGUGGCACAGCAGCUAUGCAGCUUGAGAUCCAAGUAGCACUAAAUUUUAUCAUUUCCUAUUUAUACAACAAACUUCCCAGGCGACGGGUCAACAUUUUUGGUGAAGAGCUCGAGCGGCUUCUCAAGAAGAAGUAUGAAGGGCACUGGUACCCCGAAAAGCCAUACAAGGGGUCGGGGUUCCGGUGCAUCCACGUAGGGGAGAAGGUGGACCCGGUGAUCGAGCAGGCCUCGAAAGAGAGCGGCUUGGACAUCGACGACGUCCGGGGCAACCUGCCUCAGGACCUGAGCGUCUGGAUCGACCCGUUCGAGGUUUCCUACCAGAUCGGGGAGAAGGGACCGGUGAAGGUGCUCUAUGUGGACGAUAACAACGAGAACGGGUGCGAGUUGGAUAAGGAGAUCAAGAACAGCUUUAACCCGGAGGCCCAGGUCUUCAUGCCCAUCAGCGACCCGGCCUCCUCCGGGCCCAGCUCCCCCUCCCCUCCCUUCGGCCACUCGGCCGCCGUCAGCCCCACCUUCAUGCCCCGCGCCGCCCAGCCUUUAACCUUCACGACCGCCACUUUCGCCGCCACCAAGUUCGGCUCGACCAAAAUGAAGAACAGCGGCCGCAGCAACAAGGUGGCCCGCACUUCUCCCACCAACCUCGGCUUGAAUGUCAGUGACCUCUUGAAGCAGAAAGCCAUUUCUUCCUCAGUGCACUCUCUCUACGGGCUCGGCCUGGGGAGCCAGCCGCCGCCCCCUCCGGCAUCGUCGUCGCCGCCGCCGCAGAAGACCUCCGCUCUUUCUCCCAACGCGAAGGAGUUUGUUUUCCCCACCGUGCAGGGUCAAGGUGGCACCGGUGGAAUGUUCCCCGGCGACGGCCCCCUCAGCCUCAGCCCGCUGCUCCAAUACAGCAAUGCCUUUGAUAUGUUUGCGGCCUACGGAGGCCUCAACGAGAAGUCUUUUGUGGAUGGCUUGAAUUUUAGUUUAAAUAACAUGCAGUAUUCUAACCAGCAAUUCCAGCCCGUCAUGGCUAACUAAUAAUAAACAAACCGACCGACCGACCGACGGAGAAAAUACAAACCCCCACAUACACAAGAAAACAAAAAGAGUUGUCCUAAGAGUUGAAUCGCAUGUGCCCAGGGUGGGUAUUUCUCUCCCCCUUGAGAUUUUUUUUUUUUCUUUUUUCUUUUUU
Tachyglossus aculeatus (Australian echidna) is the source of this 1460-nucleotide messenger RNA. RefSeq names its product transducer of ERBB2, 1 (gene TOB1). The transcript has 2 exons. Gene Ontology annotation, molecular function: transcription corepressor activity. Gene Ontology annotation, biological process: regulation of gene expression. The coding region runs from base 197 to 1306 and encodes 369 amino acids. The record is from RefSeq and is a predicted model, not a curated record. Lineage: Eukaryota; Metazoa; Chordata; Mammalia; Monotremata; Tachyglossidae. Gene Ontology annotation, cellular component: nucleus; cytoplasm.